AAUCAUGUUUCUAAUAAAAUAAUCUGAUUUAUUUAUGAAUAUGUAGAAAUAAAUGUGACUAAAAAGGAGAAACUGCACCAAUGAACUGGUGUUCUGGAAUAAUUUCAUUAUUAUGUGCAACGUUAUCAUUGCCAGAAUUACUUCCUGCUUUUCUGUUCCAGUCUUAUUUUAACGUGGUUAUUUUUAUUUUACCACUGUACCCUACUUAUGUCUGAUGGCUUUUCUAUCUGGCACAAGAAUUUCCUUCACGAUGAAUGAAGGUCUUUAUCACCUUAAUGCCGGUGGCAGGUGUUACAGUUGUGUUUUUCCUGCUUUAACCCGAUGACUGUUCAUGUACAUGUGGAAAUUUAAACGUGCUUUUAUCUUUCAAAAGGUGGCGUCAAACGGAUGGUGAUGGCCGGCAGUGACGUCGUUUUACCGUGUUCCCUUGACAAUAAGAACAUCGAACUGGCUCUGUUUGACUGGAUGAAAGAUGGUCGACAGGACGUGUUUCUGUAUGACGACGGCACUCAUGACAAUAACUCAUGUCCAGGUGAAGACGAGCAGUUCAAAGGACGAGUGUCUCAUUUUCCAGAUGAACUACUUCACGGCAACGCCUCCAUCAUCAUCAGAAACACACGACUGUCUGACAGUGGAAGCUACACCUGUGAUUUCCCGCAUAUUCAACAAAAACGAUUCCACAUUGAGCUUCUUGUUGCAGAGAGACGUGCCAGUGACAAAGACUCUGAUUCGCCACUUCUGACAGGGAAACAUGCCCGUAACAAAGACUUUGAUUUGUUGCAUCGUCUGGGUAAGACUUUCUAAAUAUAACUCAUUGUAUAUACAGUCAUGGAAAAAAAUAUUAGACCACCCUUGUUUUCUUCAAUUACUUGUUCAGUUUCAUGCCUGGUACCACUACAGGUACAUUUAUUUGGACAAAUGUAAUGAUAACAUAAGUCACAUUUCCCGACAGUGCCCACUCAUUUUAAGGUCCUUGGAGGUCUGAGGAUGAUUGCUGACACAGGAACGGAUGAGUGCACGGUCAUCUCGUGGGUUGAGAGAUGUUUCCUGCCACGACCAGCUAGCAAUCUGUGCUGAUAUUUUCAUGUGAAAUGAUCCUCAGAGAGAAAGUUAGAAGAUAGAAGUCCUGUUCUCACACACUUAUUCAUCUGUUAAUCACAGGCGGGGAGGGUCUACUUCCUGAAGGGGGCGGGGCCAGCAGCAGCUCAGCUACAUGUAGAACAGAACUGAA
Messenger RNA from Stegastes partitus (bicolor damselfish), 1231 nucleotides. Its product is annotated as V-set domain-containing T-cell activation inhibitor 1-like. Gene Ontology annotation, cellular component: external side of plasma membrane. Bases 388 to 804 code for a protein of 138 amino acids. The transcript has 3 exons. Gene Ontology annotation, molecular function: signaling receptor binding. Gene Ontology annotation, biological process: T cell receptor signaling pathway; regulation of cytokine production. Lineage: Eukaryota; Metazoa; Chordata; Actinopteri; Pomacentridae. The record is from RefSeq and is a predicted model, not a curated record.